CAAUACCUAAGGUAUGCAACUGGUCAAGUUGAUACGCGUUUUCUUGUACUUGUGCGUGUGCACGUGUCUAUGAGACUGGAAACGGGAACUUACCCAAAUACUCCCAAACCAUAGCCUAUUGUGCUUGGUAUUCUUCUAGCCUAUAGUGUAAUCUACAACUCCGAGGAAUUUUGAUGACGCCCAUGACCACUACAAAUAAGACCUCUGUUCACUGAAGGAGACAGUUCAAUACCACAGACAAGCUCUUGCGUGUAGACAGUAACAACGCGAUCAUGACUGAAGCACUAGACAUUGCCUCCUGGGAUCUGGAGUGUGAGUUCAACAAUACAGACCACCGAACGGAGCUCAACGGGACAGAGCGCUUAAUUGUGAGACGAGGCCAGCCGUUCACCGUCAACCUACACCUCCGCUCUGGCGCCUAUCAGCCCGGCAGCAGUGCUCUGGACCUCACCGCGGAGACAGGUCCCCAGCCCUCAGACCAAUAUGGCACGCGGGCCUCCUUUGGUCUGACCGACCAAAUCGACACAUCCCAAUGGAGCGCCGCCGUCACCAGUCACAUGGACAUGGUGUCCCUGUCCAUAUGUUCCCCCCCGGAUGCUCCCAUCGGACGCUGGCGCCUCAGCCUGGGUCAGGCGGGCCAGUUUGAGUUUGUGCUGCUCUAUAACCCCUGGUGCACAGGCGACAUGGUGUACAUGGAGGGGGAGAAGGAAUUGGAGGAGUAUGUCUUGGCUCAAGACGGCAUCAUCUUUCGGGGGAACAGUCAGUACCCCAUCCCUACACCUUGGAACUUUGGCCAGUUUGAGGAUGGGAUCCUUGACGCCUGUCUGAGAAUCCUGGACAUGAACCCGAAGUGCCUGCGUAACCCUGGGAAGGACGCUUCCGGCCGGAGGAACCCGAUCUACGUGUCCAGAGUCAUCAGUGCCAUGGUGAACUGCAACGACGACCAGGGAGUCUUGCUAGGCAAGUGGACUAAUGACUAUACUGAUGGCGUGAGCCCCAUGUCCUGGAGGGGCAGUGUGGAGAUCCUGCGGAACUGGGACAGGACUGCCUGCGAGCCUGUGCGCUACGGCCAGUGUUGGGUGUUUGCUGCGGUGGCCUGUUCAGUGUCUCGAGCCCUGGGCAUUCCUUCUCGGGUGAUCACCAACUACCAGUCGGCCCACGACAGCAACAGUAAUCUGAUCAUAGAGCUCUUCGUCGAUGAGAACGGACAACUUAUGAAAAAUUCCAGAGACAUGAUAUGGAACUACCACUGUUGGAUUGAGAACUGGAUGACCAGACCUGAUCUCCAGACAGGUUUUGACGGCUGGCAGGCUGUGGAUCCCACUCCACAAGAGAAGAGUGAAGGAGUUUAUUGCUGUGGCCCUAUUCCACUGAAAGCCAUCAAGCAGGGCGAGAUCACCUAUAAAUAUGACGGGCCGUUUAUAUUCGCCGAGGUCAACGCCGAUGUGCACACCUUUUGGAAGCUCAAAGACGGACGCACAAAGAAGGUCAUCACCACCACUAAAGUGGGCCUGAAGAUCAGCACCAAGAGUGUUGGCAGUGAUGAAAGAGAAGACAUCACACACUUGUACAAAUACCCUGAGGGUUCUGAAGAGGAACGAGAGACAUUUACUAAAGCAAACCACCAGAACAAACUUCUUCAGCAGCAAGAUAAUGCUGGCCUGCUCAUCAACGUAAAGGUUUCUCCUGAGAUGAGGAAGGGAUGUGACUUUGAUGUGUUCGCCGUGGUUACAAACAACACGGGUAGUGAGAAGAAGUGCCGUCUGGUGUUUGGCUCCAGAGCCGUGUCCUACAAUGGCAUUCUGGGAGGAAACUGUGGGUUCAAAGACCUGCUCAAUGUACAGUUAGCACCUGGACAAGAAAAGCGGAUAGCUCUGAGGAUGAACUUCUCCAACUAUGCAAGUCACCUAACUGAGGACAACCUGAUCCGGCUGGCGGCCCUUCUUGUAGACUACAGUACCCAAGAGGCCUACCUCGCUGUCAGGAACAUCGUACUGGUGAACCCUGAGAUCAGAGUCAGGAUCCUUGGGGAACCCAAGGAGCGCCGUAAACUGGCAGCUGAGAUUACCCUACAGAACCCACUCUCGGUACCACUGCUGGACUGCUGCUUCACCGUGGAAGGAUCCAAUCUCACUGACGGCAAAAUCAUCACUGAGAGACUCGAUUCGGCGGUGGAACCCGGGCAGGACGCCAAGGUCAAAAUCUACUUCACGCCCACCCGCUCAGGUCUGAGGAAACUGGUGGUUGACUUUGACAGCAACAAGCUGUGUCACGUCAAGGGCUACAGGAACGUCAUUAUCGGGAAAUAGUGGACCCGCUCGUGAACAUGCACUCCUUUAAACAAAGCCUCUGCAAAUAUGUGUGUUUCAGUAUACUUCAACUACGUCUGUUGAUUUUUUAUUUUUUAUAACUGCUGUCAUUUAUUGGAAGAAAAUAAAUUUCACGCAUUGCCUUAAAACUGCA
Esox lucius (northern pike) is the source of this 2463-nucleotide messenger RNA. RefSeq names its product transglutaminase 2b (gene tgm2b). The transcript is spliced from 13 exons. Gene Ontology annotation, biological process: peptide cross-linking. Bases 273 to 2309 code for a protein of 678 amino acids. Gene Ontology annotation, molecular function: protein-glutamine gamma-glutamyltransferase activity. The record is from RefSeq and is a predicted model, not a curated record. Lineage: Eukaryota; Metazoa; Chordata; Actinopteri; Esociformes; Esocidae.